UGCCCCACGCCAGUCUCGCUUUGUCGACGAAACAGUGCUGAGGAGGUUUUUCCUCUGUCCCCCAAAACAUUCCAAUUAGUGCUAGAAACUCCCCCAAAAACAACCCCCACGAGGUGCUCAAAGUGCUCAAGUUGCUUUCUGUGAGGAUCUGUGCCAGGAAAUGUGCAAGUGAAAGUGGAAAAUUUGCUGUGGAGAAAAACAAAAGUCGAGAAUAUCAACAAAAAAUAAAUUAUACUUACUCUGUGGUCUUUGAACAUCAGUCAACAACGAAAAAUUCUUCAGGAGACAACGACAAUCGAAGAAGAAUAUAUAAAUGGGAAUGUGUGAAAGAGAAAUAUUUCUCAAGUGGCCGAAGUGGGAGGCAAGAUAAUGAAGUUGAAUGAAAAAAUAAAAUCAGUGAAGAAGCCGGGUGAAAAGAGAAGUGUAUUAAAUGGGAUUAUUGAAAGAAAAAACACCUACGUGUAACAUUCCAAGUGAAUAGUGUUGGUCUUAAUUUAUUCUAAAAAGAAUCAAAGAAUUAAGAAAAAAAAGGAUCUUGGUGCUCAAACAGAGCAUGAACAAGUGCAGUGUACAAGAGUGAGGCCAAUUUUUAUUCAAGAACAUUCCGAAGGUGGUUUAAGCAUAAUUCUUGAUAAGAAAACGGUGCAAAAAUGAAAGUGACAGUGUCUUUUGGGACUUGCCGUGUGGUUGUACCUUGUGGAAAUGGUGAUCUCCUCGUUAAGGACUUAAUUGAAGAGGCCAUUCGACGAUACAAGAAAGCUUCUGGAAAGGAUCCACAUUCAUGGGUUGUGGUGCAUCAUCUUCAAUCACAGUCCGGAAUCCUUGAUCCGGAUGACUGCGUCAGCGAUGUGGCAGAUGAUAGGGAACAAAUUCUCGCUAGCUUUGACGAUUGCCCCGAACCAAAUGUGCCUCAAGGUGGUGGCGAUGGAGCUAGUGGAAGUUCAGUGGGUACAGGUAGUCCUGACAUCUUUCGUGGUGUCAACAAUGGGAAUCUCAAGAGGGUGUACCCUGAGGAGGCGGUGCCUGCAAAUGACUUAGUGAAAUAUGGCGAUGAUUUACAGUCCAACGGAAGUCGAUCUCACAUUGAAGUAACAGAUAAUGUGAGUCCACUGGGACUGGGAUUGCAAGUGCGUCGAAGUAGUGACCCUUCAAUUCCCCAGACAAUUGUUCAAGAGUGCAAUCAACGGAGUCCACUGUGUAAGUGUCCAACGCACGAGAAGCAGCAGCAAGAGUCGAUGAAAAGAUGGUCAGCAGCACCGGUUUGUCGAAGAGACACAGAUUCUCCAGCUGAACGGAUUCUAGCAAAUGUCGUGAAUAAUUCAGUCAAUUAUUUAGCUCCACCGGCAGCAGCUCAAUGGCCUGGUGCUCAGAAUGAUACAGUGGAAGUCAAUACGAGUCCGGGAACGUCAUUUUCGCGCUCCGGUCGACUUUCAAUGCAGUUUUUGGGUGAAGGUGCACCGGGAUAUCGAUGGAUGGAGGCGGCUGAGAAGGUAGCGGCAAAUGUGGGCCAAUCACCAAAUGGAGCAUCAUUCAAUUCCAAAUCCCUGCCGAGAGAUCUGAAACGGAAAGAGCCACUGGGACAAGCGUACGAAUCCAUGCGCGAUAAGAGAGAUACAGAAAUGCUAUUGGUUAUCAAUGAGCAAGGUGGAGGACCAUUGGGAUUGACAGCAAUUCCAGAUUUGCUAAAUGGGGGCCUGUUGGUGCAGUCAGUGGAGCCGGGAAGUCGGGCAGAGCGUGGAAGAUUGCAGAAGGGAGAUCGAAUACUUGAGAUAAAUGGGAUGAAGUUGGCGGGAAUGUCUGAAGCGAGUCUUCAGAGUUACUUGAAAAAGAGUCUAUCAUCUUCGGAAUUGCGAUUCCGGGUAUCUACGGUUAAUAGAGGUGUGGCCAGGAAGGGGGAGAUGAAGGAUGUUUGCGAUGGAGAUGGUAGAAUUCCGGCCAAAGUGGCCACAGUGUCGCCAAAUAGGAAGAUUGCCGGAGCUCCAGUGACAAAUAGCCUUCAGGCGGCUAAUACUAGAAAACUCGGAAGGAGGAUAGAGAUUGCAUUGAAAAAGGGUGGUCAUGGAUUGGGAUUUAGUGUGACAACAAGAGACAAUCCCACUGGAGGUCAUUGUCCCAUCUACAUCAAAAAUAUCCUUCCACGUGGAGCAGCCAUUGAAAGUGGAAAGUUAAAGCCGGGAGAUCGAUUGCUGGAAGUUGAUGGGAUUGCCAUGACGGGAAAGACUCAAUCGGAAGUUGUGGGUAUCUUGCGAGCUACUCAACUGGGAGCAACAGUAAAGAUUGUUGUGUCAAGGCAAAAUGAUCUUGAGGAGAUUGAUGAGCGUGAGGUGAAAUAUGAGAUUGAUAAGGAGAACAAUAAUGAAGGGACACCACCAAAGCCACCACCACCAAUUCUGCCCCAGAAGCCCCAAAAAUCGCCAUCAGUUAAGAGUCUGGGACAGUCUGAGGGAAAGAAUUCCCUAGGGGCAAAUAGUAGUACAAAUUCAUCCUCAGCAGAGAGUUCUGGUGGGACAUUUUCGUGGAAAAACAGAGAGAUUAUCACACUCCAUAUUCCUGUACAUGAUACAGAAAGGGCAGGAUUGGGUGUUAGUGUGAAGGGCAAGACAGGAUCUAGUGGGAAUAGUGCACUAAAUCGACAGACUGACGGUGAUCUGGGAAUAUUUGUCAAGAGUGUUUUGCAUGGGGGAGCAGCAUCGCGAGAUGGACGCCUCAAGAUGAAUGAUCAACUUCUCAGUGUCAAUGGGGUAUCUCUCCUGGGACAGAGUAAUGCAGAUGCAAUGGAAACUCUCAGGCGAGCAAUGCUGCAUACUGGGGGAAAAUUCCCAGGAGUCAUCACCCUGUCAGUCGCCAGAAAAAUCUCUCGACCGAGCAGUAUGGGAGAUCUUCUGGAAGCUACAGCUGCUGCUGAUAAAGCCAAUGCAACUGUCAUCUACUUGAACUGUGAGCCACAGAACAACCAAAAGGACGAUAGUGGCAUGGAAAUGUGGAAUAAUCCUGUGAUUGAGAGGCUAACAGGAGGUGUUGAGAUGAAGCAACCAAUGACUUCUUCGCCCUACGCUGCAGCAGGCCUUCGCAAUGAGAGUUACUACAUGGCUACCAAAGAUUGGAGUCCACUGGCUGUCAAUAACAAUAACAUCAAUUACAGGAAUAACUCCAUUCUCAUUGAGGAGGAUUCUGAACCAACAUCACCUAGGACUGUCCCAAAUCGUCCGCAAUAUCAGUCGAUGGCAUCGGCAGAUUCAAAUGCAACUCUUACGUCGGGUGAUGUCACAUAUUCCAGUCAAUUAUCUCUUGAACCACCAACUGGUGAGGCUUUUAGUCGAGAUGCCAUUGGACGGAGAUCGAUCUCUGAGAAGCAUCAUGCAGCUCUGGAUGCCAGAGAAACGGGAACAUAUCAGAGAAAUAAGAAACUUAGGGAAGAUCGUGAGAGGGAGAGAAAAGCUGCAAUGGCUGCAAGUGGAUCGGUUGAGUCCCUGAGUAAGAUGAAGAAGAAGGGAAGUAAUUCCAAUAUGCAUGCAGCUGAAGCAAUGGAUCGCGUGACGGAUCUUGGACCGUCUCUGGGAUUGAAGAAAUCAUCGAGUCUUGAAUCGCUUCAGACGAUGGUCCAUGAAAUCCAGAUGGCAGAUGAACCGCGAGGUCCAGUGGCUCUUCGGACGCCACGUGGACGUGGCAGAGAUGAAAUUCUCAGAGCAGCUGUCGAGAGUCCUCCAGAAGCAACAUCGUCGGAUUCUCGCAAAAAGUGGCUCCUGGACUAUGAUGGCCCGGAUAUCCAGGGGAUGGGAAAUAGAAAUAGUCCCCUGCAGUCCUCCAUGAACAGUGGGAAGCAGAAGAGAAGUGGCAGUGGCAAGAAAUCGAGUUUGCUGAAGGGGAUUGGUCAUAUGUUCCGUUUCGGGAAGCACAGGAAGGAUGGUAUUGCACCGGCUGAGACAAUGAGUUCCUUGGAUGGGCAUCAGAAGAAUGCCGGACCGAAGCGGGAACUACCACCAAAGCCAUACAAUGGAACGGGAAGACCAAUGGGAGGUCCACCGGGAUAUCAACCACCUCCAGCACCCAAUUCUGAAGCACCCACCGUCAACAAUGAUCACUUCUUCCAGCGCUACCGACCCGGCUUCAAGUACGACGAUCAUCAGGAGCAAAUAAGUUCUCCCUCUUCUGACCAACUGUCUGAAUCUACACUCACACAGAUGAGACAGCAAGUAAUGCACCAAAGAGUUAAAGUUGAAGAGGAAAGCCGAAGCCAUCAGCAGUAUCAAUCACAGCGAUCGGUUCGCACGGUAAAUGCAUAUCCGACGAGACAGAAUUCACGUCCAAUCUCCAGCUACUAUGAAUAUGAGACCCUUCAAUUUCCAACGGAUAGUCGUUCUGAAUGUGGCUGGAAAGGAGGGAAUUCGGGGGUUCCGGUUGGAGGAAGGGGAAGACAGUGGAAUGGUGUGGGUGGAAGUACCCGAAGCCGAGGUCCUUUUGUGACUCAAGUCACCAUUCGCCAACCAAAUCAGUCAAAGUCACAGAAUUCCCAGCCAUCAUCGAAGGUUUAGGAGGAAAUCGCCGGUUCGAUCAGCAAAUGCUGUAAACAAUGUGAUUUAGCAGCCACUUCAGGAGACGAUCUCGUAAGUUUCAGAAGAUAUUUUUCUUUAACACAAAAAGUGCAUUAGUUUAUUAUUUUGAAUGUGUAGAAGUGAGAGUGUUCUCUCUUUUGUCAAAUUCCAUUUUGAAUUCCAUUUCUAAAGUAACUUCUUUGAUUUUUAGAGUCAAACAGUAUUUUUUGGAAUAUCUUGAUAUAAUGUCCAUUAGUAUUAUCUAAAUUUUUUCAAGCAUACAUUUUUCCAUUUAUCGAAUAUUAGCGAUUUAUGUCGAAGUAAAAGUGUUGAUAUCUCUGAGAGAAAUUCUUUGAAUUCCCAAUUGCAAAAUCAAGUUAUAAUUGAAAUAUUUUAUCAGCACUGGUUUGUUGUAUUAGAAUAAUUCAACCCAGCUCAGAAGCUUUAAUAAAUUAGACUUGUUGAAAAAGGUGUGCUUACAAUCCUAAUUAUUAUUCCAUGGAGAGUUUUUAAAAGAAAAACAGAAUCGAAGUAGAAGUGCUUGAUUUAUUUGCAAGAAAAAAAGUCGCCAGAAAGAUUUUAUUAGCAAAUAAUUAUGAUACUUGUAAAAUAAUUGUGCUAUAUUCUUUAAGAGAAAAAAAAUAUCAAUGCAGUGUCUUACUAAAAAAAAACAUAAAGAGUAUAUUAUACAUAUCUAAUUAUUAUUGUAAACAGGAAAUUAUUUUCUCUCAAUUAUAACCUUCAAGCUCAAUGCUGAUUUAACCGGCCCUUUUUUUGUACUUAAAAGUAUUUUCCAAUGAGAUUAACAAGAAUUGUAAUUAAUAUUUUGUACUUAAUUAUCGUUCAUUUAUUACUUACUUGACAAUUAUUUAUAAAUAUGUAGAUUUGCAUUGAAGUGCCUACGAAUUCAGUAGAAUAUUGUAAUUGUAAAAUCUCACACUGUAAUUUAUCAUUAAUUUCUUUGUCCAUCGAUAGAAAACCUUUUUGCCUUAGGAGGAAUUUCUUAUACUGUGAUUGAAAAGACAAGAACCGAUGUUUUAUAUCGGAUCCCAUUUACCAGUUUUAAAUUGACUUCCAUUGAGAAUAUUGAGGACACUAUAGAGAGAGAGAGAUAGGAAAAAAGUAUAAAUAAAUAAAAAAGACAUUUAUUGUAGAAGAAUAUAAUAGAAUGUAUUUUUCUGAAAGAAUUAUAUUUUUAAAGAGAA
Messenger RNA from Phlebotomus papatasi, 5737 nucleotides. RefSeq names its product partitioning defective 3 homolog B (gene baz). Gene Ontology annotation, biological process: intracellular protein localization; establishment or maintenance of epithelial cell apical/basal polarity; cell adhesion. Gene Ontology annotation, cellular component: cell cortex; apical junction complex; adherens junction. The record is from RefSeq and is a predicted model, not a curated record. Lineage: Eukaryota; Metazoa; Arthropoda; Insecta; Diptera; Psychodidae. Bases 651 to 4532 code for a protein of 1293 amino acids. Gene Ontology annotation, molecular function: protein binding; phosphatidylinositol binding. The transcript has 8 exons.